This is a messenger RNA of Lotus japonicus, 543 nucleotides long. RefSeq names its product pentatricopeptide repeat-containing protein At5g50390, chloroplastic-like. NCBI's taxonomy places the organism in Eukaryota, Viridiplantae, Streptophyta, Magnoliopsida, Fabales, Fabaceae. The coding region runs from base 1 to 543 and encodes 180 amino acids. The record is from RefSeq and is a predicted model, not a curated record. Gene Ontology annotation, molecular function: RNA binding; protein binding. The transcript has a single exon. Gene Ontology annotation, biological process: RNA modification.
AUGGGCUAUGUAGUCAGAUUGAGAAGUUGGCUUUGUGUACUAGGUACAAAGAGGCAAUGGACCUGUUUUAAAUUUUGGGAACUUGAAGGUGAUGCUGCUAAUGUGGGUGGUAGCACUUAUGAUGCUUUGGUGAAUUUUUGUGUUGGCUUGAGGUCAAUUAGAGGGAUUAAGAGGGUGUUUAAUUAUAUGAUUAGUAAUGGGUUUGAGCCUGAUCUGUAUACGAUGAACAGGGUUUUGCAUAUGCAUGUGAGAUGUGGUCUCAUGCUUGAUGCACACAAGUUGUUUGCUGAUAUGCCUGAGAGAGACGCGGUUUCUUGGAUGACCUUGAUCGGUAGACUUGUGGACUCUGGGAAUUAUGCUGAAGCUUUUGAACAGUUUUUGUGCAUGUGGGAAGAGUUUAAUGACUGCAGGUCUCGCACUUUUGCCACCAUGGUUCGGGCAUCAUUCUGCGUUAGUUCGUCAUGGUUUUGGCUGAAUAUUGUGGCAAACACAGGGCUUGUUGACUUCUAUAGCAAAUUGGGUAGGAUGAAACAUUGUCAUUAA